Messenger RNA from Capsicum annuum, 1511 nucleotides. RefSeq names its product plant cysteine oxidase 2. The record is from RefSeq and is a predicted model, not a curated record. Gene Ontology annotation, molecular function: oxidoreductase activity, acting on single donors with incorporation of molecular oxygen, incorporation of two atoms of oxygen. Lineage: Eukaryota; Viridiplantae; Streptophyta; Magnoliopsida; Solanales; Solanaceae. The transcript has 5 exons. The coding region runs from base 390 to 1256 and encodes 288 amino acids.
UUUUUUUGUUUUAGUUUGUUUCAAAGCAAAUGUCAUCUUUUAUAAUUAAAAUAAAAAUUAUAUUAAAUUUUUUUUUUUUUUUUUUUUUUUUAACGAAAUAAUUUAUAAAUAUUUAAGAUUUAUUUUAAAUCACAAACUUAAAAGUUUUUUGUCUUUACUUAUCUUAUAUCAUGCAUGUCAAAUAGUGUACCAUAAAUUAGGACGGACGGAGAGUGUAAGAUAUUUUAUAUUAUAUUUACGUAAUUCCAUUAUAUAAUGCUCCUCAUUUUACAGCUAUCAAACAACACCCCACCACCUGGCUGCUACGUACCUAUCUUCACCAGCCCCCACAACAUAUAUAGAUGUCCAUCAAGAUUUGAAGCAAAUUGCAGCAGUAGUUCUCAAGUUUAAUGAAUAUUGGGAGGAUUUUGCUAAGUAAAACAAGUCUACCUUCAGGUCACUAUUAUUCUCUUAUAUCAAAGAAGAAGAUGAUGACGGAGAAGAAAACGAAAAAGGGAUAUGAAAAGAAAAAGAAGAUGAUGAGAAAGAGAUCAAAGGAGAAUAUGGUACAAAAGUUGUAUGAUACUUGCAAGCAAGUGUUUGCAAAUGGUAAGGCUGGCUAUAUUCCUCCUCCUCCAGACAUCCAACUACUAACAUCGCUACUAGAUAGUUUGGAACCAAAAGAUAUCAAGUUUACAGCACCAAGCUUGGAAGCUUCAUGUUCAAGUCCUGGAACCAAGGAAGCUCCUCUUGUCACCUACAUUAAGCUCCAUGAAUGCAACAAAUUUUCGAUAGGAAUCUUCUGUUUGCCACCUUCAGGAGUAAUUCCUCUUCAUAAUCAUCCGGGCAUGACUGUGUUUUGCAAGCUACUAUCAGGAACCAUGCACGCCACAUCAUAUGAUUGGGUGCAGAAUCAACACCAAUUUAAUAAUUGCCGCGAGCUGCAGGCACCUGGGAUGAGGCUGGCAAAAGUACAUGUUGACGCAGACUUCACUGCACCCUGCAAUGCUUCAGUGCUAUUUCCGGAAUCUGGAGGAAAUAUGCACACCUUCAAGGCUCUAACACCUUGUAUCCUACUAGAUGUUUUAGGACCACCUUACUCCGAAGCUGAAGGCCGUCAUUGUCAACACUAUCAACAGCACAUUAGUUUUUCCGAUGUAAAAGAAAUGGAGGUGAUCAAGGAAGAUGAGACAAGAACAUAUGCAUGGCUUGAAGAACGAAAUGAUCAGUUCGUUGUUUUAGGAGGAACAUAUGAUGGUCCUAAAAUUCAAAGAUAAAUUAAUUAGAGACGGAAAAACUACAUUGUAUAAUCGUCCAUUGAAAUAACAACAGCAAGCUUUUGUAUAUUGUAUGAUAUACAUAUAAUAUACAUUUUGGAUGUAAAUAUAGUGUGUAUUUUUUUUAUUUUUUUUUAUGUAUGUUUUAAUUAUUUUGAUCGACCGGCCAAAUAUCUAACAUGACAUGUGCAUAACUCUUCUAGUUAAAUAGACGAAAUAUCGUGCGCCCCAAUUGGUAGAGGUGAGUUUUAGUCA